Molecule: messenger RNA, 2274 nt
Organism: Solanum dulcamara
Lineage: Eukaryota; Viridiplantae; Streptophyta; Magnoliopsida; Solanales; Solanaceae
Product: E3 ubiquitin-protein ligase RMA1H1
Exons: 2
Coding region: 1365-2105 (246 amino acids)
Biological process (GO): ubiquitin-dependent protein catabolic process
Cellular component (GO): endoplasmic reticulum
Molecular function (GO): metal ion binding; ubiquitin protein ligase activity; ubiquitin-like protein conjugating enzyme binding
Source: RefSeq, a predicted model, not a curated record
GCCCUUUUUUGUGUUUGGGAAGAUUUUGAUGACAAAGUUUGGAUUUUUCUUGUUCAGAAUGGAUUAACAAGUUCAGAUCUCUAUGUUUUUAAUGUACUCAGUGCCUGAAGAAUCAUGUUUCUGCAUUUUUAUUAAUGGGGUUUGUAGUUUUUUCUUCUUUUUGUUAUGUCUGUGUGGGGUUGAUGAUUGUUUUAUGGAUGGACUUGAUCAAUUCUGUCCUUGAGUUAGCUUUUUGGGUAAAGCUGUGGUUAGGUGUCAUAUCAUUACUGGUUCCAUGGUAUUUUCUUGGGAUUGGUAAAUUCUUGAAGAUAUUAGUAAAAGUUUUGUAUAAAAAUAUAAGUUGGAAAGUUAAGUUUGGCUAUGUAGGACUAAUAAACAUUCUAAUUUCUUAGCUUCACCCUGUAAAAGUGUCUUGUUUUAGAUAUAGGUUACUCUCUUUUGUAGUUGUAGGGACAAAAGGUUUUUCCUUUCUGGUUUGGGCUUAGAAAGGAUAAAAAGAAUCAUCAGAAUAAUAUUUCUAACAUGAUCCUUGAUUGUCUUUCUUCAAAUCUGCAGCUCAGGGGUUUCUUGAUAUUUGUAAUUCCCUUGAAAAUUAUCUAAACCAUAUAUUGUCCGGACUCUUUAAAAGUGCAGUCACACCCGUGUCAGAUCUUUAAAAAUAAAUUACUUUUAGAGGAUCUGACAUGCAUAUGAAUUCUGUUUUUUUUUCCAGUUAGCUAUCAUUGUUUAAUUUGAAAAGUCAUAGAACUAGCCUCAAUUGACCUGUUUUUUUGGGAUCCUUACAUAGGAGGCUGGGCACUUACUAUCGAAAUUUUGAAAAAUUGGAUAGGCCUUUCUAUUGAGAUUUUUGAAGGAGAGACAAAAAAGUCGGUUCCAAAGUGAGCUUGAUUGUUUUAAUGAAAUGAUGUUAUAAAUAGGUCUGACAGUAGUUUUCAUUUCUGAUCACAUAGAUCAGAUUAACCUAUAUUUUGGGAGUCUGGACAAUAACAUAUAUAUUUUUAUGACUCAUGCUGUGUUUUUCCAUAGUAAAUGCAGUACUACUUUGCUUUCAUGAUUUAUUGGUGUAUUUUCUUUGAUAAUGAAGCCUUAUCCCAAGGUGGUUUACCUAUUAAAUUUGAUUUGACUUGUUAGUUGAUAAGCUUAUCAGAGACACAUAUUUUAAAACCUCUCUUCAGAUUUUUAUUUAAUGCCUUUGGUUUUCCAUCCGUUUAUUUACUGCCUGGCCAUCAAUUUCAUGUAGUUGUUCCUUGGAGAAACUGAUUUUGUCCUGGUACAAUGUUUGGACUUUUGUAAUAGCUGUUGUUAUGGCUUUUGGGCGAAACCCAUAGGCAUUAAAGCCAGCUUUUUUCAUCAACUAGCCGGAUAUGGCCUUAGAACAGCUGGACACUACCUUUAACAAACACGAUACUCCAUUAGGGAAAUGGAAGACGAUGAACGAUGAAGUUGAAGAGAAUAUUUCCAGUGAUUUUGAGUGUAACAUAUGCCUGGAUUGUGUGCAUGACCCUGUGAUAACUUUAUGUGGUCACCUUUACUGCUGGCCUUGCAUUUACAAAUGGAUUCAUUUCCAGAGUGUUCCUUCAGAAAAUUCGGAUCAGCAGCAACCCCAGUGCCCUGUUUGCAAGGCUGAAGUUUCACAAAAAACAUUGAUUCCACUCUAUGGACGCGGUGGCCAAUCUACAAAACCAUCCGAAGGGAAGGCUCCGAAUCUUGGCAUAGUGAUCCCACAAAGACCCCCUAGUCCAAGAUGCAGCGAUCACAUGCUGAUACCAACUACCGAUUCAAAUCCAUCCCAGCUACUUCAACGCCGAAGUCAUCAACAACAGUCUCAAACACGUCAAUCGCCUUAUCAGCGAAGCACCUCACCCGUGCUCAGCCCUGGUGGCACCACAACUAAUAUGUUACAACCCUCCAUGAUUGGAGAAGUGGCCUAUGCAAGGAUUUUUGGCAACUCAUCAACAACUCUAUACACAUAUCCUAACUCUUAUAAUCUAGCAAUCAGCAGUAGUCCAAGAAUGAGAAGGCAAUUAGCACAGGCUGAUAGAUCACUUGGGAGAAUAUGUUUUUUCCUCUUUUGUUGCUUUGCCACAUGUCUAAUCUUGUUUUGAACACUUCCUGUCUGUUGCUUGUACUUUGUAAAAAAGAAGAUAUGGGGUUGUUGUAGUCUCUGUAGUAGAUGAGAAAAUGUACAUCCUUAGCUAAAUGUGUAACAAAUCAUAGAAAGCUUUUGCUCUCUUUGGUCUUUGCUAAUACACACUUGGAAUUAGAGUGCUUGAA